Molecule: messenger RNA, 1545 nt
Organism: Rhodofomes roseus
Lineage: Eukaryota; Fungi; Basidiomycota; Agaricomycetes; Polyporales; Fomitopsidaceae
Product: cytochrome P450 monooxygenase
Exons: 12
Coding region: 1-1545 (514 amino acids)
Molecular function (GO): iron ion binding; oxidoreductase activity, acting on paired donors, with incorporation or reduction of molecular oxygen; heme binding
Source: RefSeq, a predicted model, not a curated record
AUGAAUCUGGUAACACCCGACUUCGUUCUCGGCUCAGUCGCAGUGCUCUUCGUCGUCGUUCUUCUCUAUGCAUCUCGCAGCCGACAAUUGUCGAAUCAGCACCACCUCCCGCCAGGUCCUCGCCCGCUGCCCCUGAUCGGCAACGCGCAUCAGAUGCCGUUCGAGUACCCAGAGCAGACAUUCGCUAGAUGGAAGGGCUUAUACGGCGACCUCAUCUUCUUGCGGAUGUUCAGCACUCCGUUGCUGGUCGUGAACUCCGCGAGGGCGGCACGGGACCUCUUGGAGAAGCGCAGCGCGAAGUACUCGGACAGGCCAUACUCAGUCUUAUUCAUCGACCUUAUUGGGUGGGACGCAGAGAUCGGGAUCAUGAACUACGGAGAGAGAUUCAAGAAACACCGCCGGUGGGUCCAGGCCGCCUUCUUCGACAAGGCCGCACUCGCCCAGCUCCUACCCGUGCAGACCCGCGAGGCGCACACGCUCCUCGCCAACCUCCUCCGCGACCCGGAGAACUUCGCGCGGCACCUCCAUCGGUUCUCUGGCGCGUCGAUGCUCGAGACGCUCUACGGCCACAGCGUCACCGACGACGACGACGAGUAUUUGAAGUUGAUCGACAAGGCUAACGACACCAUCACGUCUUCAUCCGCCCCAGGCGCCGCGCUCGUGGACUUUCUCCCGUUCCUGCAAUAUACCCCUGCCUGGCUUCCCGGCGCUGGGUGGAAGCGCAAGGUGUUGGAAGCGAGGGAUGCUCUGAAGGAAGCGUCUACGAGGUGUUAUGCGCUUGCAGAAGCGCAGGCUCACUCUGGAAAACCAUCUAUCAUCGGCUCGAUCAUCAAAGAGUGCUCAGACAAAGGCAUUUUGGCGUCCCAAGAACACGAGAUUAUGCAUCUCGGGUCUGUCACGUACUCCGGUGCGUCUCCCGUUACCAAGAGCGUUUUGCACAGCUUCGUACUUGCGAUGGUCCUGCAUCCGGAGGCUUACACGAAAGCACAGCAAGAGAUGGACACUGUGCUCGGUCGAGACAGGUUGCCAACGCUGGAGCACCGAGAUUCCCUUCCUUACCUCGAGUGUGUACUCAAAGAGACAUAUCGCUGGCUCUGUCCCAUUUUGCUAGGCCUACCUCAUGCAUCCUGCGAAGACGAUGAAUACAAUGGAUAUUUCAUCCCAAAGGGUACUGCGAUCAUCCCCAAUCUCUGGCUAAUGCUACGAGACCCGGAAGUCUACUCUGAGCCAGACCUAUUCCGUCCGGAACGCUUCUGGGCGCUGUCAUCAGAGGAAUGUGAACGCACUGAUCCUAGGAACAUCGUGUUUGGACACGGUCGAAGGAUCUGCCCAGGUCGCCGCUUUGCGGACGCAGGUGUGUGGCUAGCGAUCGCGGGCAUGGUGGCGACGUUCCAUAUCCAGAAGACCCGGGACGCCUCGGGGAAGGAAAUAACGCCGCCUGCUCUGUACGAGUCUGGAUUCACGAGCGCCCCUGCCCCCUUCAAGUGUUCUAUCCAACCGCGGUCGAAACAAGCAGUACUGCGUGAAGGUAAGUUCAACAUGUAG